GCCCUAUUUUCGCUUAAUUUUCUGAAAUGUACCGGUUCGGAAAUCAGCAGUAAAAACUCCACAGCGCGUCACUGUGGAAACUGGCCCCACGUGUUAUCGUUUGCUUUCUUAUAAAGAUUAAAUCACUGCAGGUACAUAAGACGGCCUAUUGGGUUAUAAAUCACUGAACGGAGCCAAAAUAUGUUUUGCCAAUAUUUUAAUUAUGAAUGGGGACAAAAAACAUCCAGUGGCUUUUAUUGAAAUGACAUUUUCCAAACGAUAACACGCUGGACGAGUUUCCACAGUAACGCUGUGGAGUUUUUACUGCUGAUUCCUGAACCUUGCGUCAGACUGCAGUUUAUUAAGGCGAGUCCACAGAGGGACGGACUCAUGUGGACCAGGAAGCUGAUGGAGACACAGUAAACAGCUGACAUGUAAACUAAGUCCAUUUUUAAACAUUGCAGCCAUUUUUAAUCAUUUUGUUGAAGGUAGUUUAAAAAAAAAAUCACAUUUUAAGCUGCUUCGCUGUUAUUUCGAGCAGCGGCUGAAUAAUUUCGCGUCUCUGGACUUCAUGAAUACGGACUUGGAGGAGCAGGAAGACGAGCUGCUCGCCCUGCAGAGCAUAUUUGGUUCGGAAGAGUUCCUCCGAAAUGAGUCGAAGUCUGCCGGAGAAUUCCGAGUUUCCGUGGAGCUGCCAGCGGGAUUCACUGUGCUCCUAAAACACGGUGGAACGAUAAGGCAGUAUGACGUCUCUUUCCUUCCACCACUGAUUCUGACCUUUGAACUUCCUGGAGAUUACCCAUCCUCCGCCCCUCCCUCCUUCACUCUCACCUGCAGCUGGCUGACUCAACCACAGCUAACGUCCCUGAGUGAUCAGCUCACAGAUCUCUACCAGGCCACUGGGGGCGCUGUGGUGCUCUUCUCCUGGAUCCAGUUUCUGAGAGAGGAAGCCCUGAAGCAGCUGGACAUCCACAAUCUGCUGGAGCUUCCUUCUGACCAGAACCAUUCUUCCUCAGCUGCAGACAGAUCUGAACUUCCUGCGUCUGUUCCGGCCGGACAGGAAGUCGUCCCUCCAAACGAAGACCAAAGUGACUCUGGUCUCUCUUUGACUGCGUCUCAGAUUCUCCUGUCCCAGAUUUUGAUCCAUGAUGCAGAGCAGAAACAAAAGGUGUUUGCCGCCACGCCGUUUGACUGCGGCGUGUGUUUCUCGAGCCGGCUCGGGUCCGAGUGCGUGCAGCUGUACGAGUGCGGCCACAUCUUCUGCCUGGCCUGUCUCGACGAGUUCUGGAAAGCCCAGAUUACGGAGGGGAACGUCCGCGGCGUUACCUGUCCUCAGGUAGACUGCUCUGCCACGCCAACACCUGCACAGGUGAAAAGUCUUGUAGGAGAGGAGCUCUUUCACAGAUAUGAUCGUCUUCUGCUACAGUCUACCCUGGACGUCAUGCCUGACAUCACGUAUUGUCCUCGGCUUACUUGCGGUUCUGCUGUGAUCUUGGAGAAGUCCAGCCCUGCAGCGAUGUGCUCUGUCUGCAGCUUUGCUUUCUGUGUAGACUGUAAAAAAACGUACCAUGGAACAAGCAAGUGCUACGAAGAGCCUGACUUGUCUACAGAGAAGAGUGAAGAUCAGCUGGUAGCUUUACCAAAGACAGAAGAGGGGAUCCAGGGGCUUAUGGAGGCUUAUGCUAAAGGCGGCAAGCGGAAGCGUCGCCUCCUAGAAAACAGAUAUGGCCGUAAAUUGUUUGUCUACACCUUUGAAAAGCACGUUAGCGACAAAUGGAUAACCACCAACACCAGACCCUGCCCUCACUGCUUCUCCCCAAUACAGAAAGAUGGCGGAUGCCACCACAUGUUUUGCACUCAUUGUAAACGGAAGUUUACGUGGCAGUGACUCUGUAGACUUGACUCUUUAGAACAGUCUUUCUCAAACUUUGGACCGCGGCUGUCCCCUAGUGGCCCCCCAGGGACUGCACGUAAACGACCGUUUAUUUACCGUGACGUCAGCUCGAAGUGCGACGCUACAGCUAGCUUAGCAAUGGAUUGUGUUUAAAAAUAAUAAUGAAUCAAAUCGGAUACCGGUGGAAAGAAAACAACGCCAGGAAUACUUUCAUGCAGAGGUGAGCAGAGUACGAAAAAAACUUUACUGAAGCAAGACUAGUUCUACUUCGACAUAUUUUUAAUCAAGUAAACAUAAAAAGUAGCCUUCCAAGAAAUUAUUCACGUAAGAAUAAAAAAGUAUUACAAAAAGAAUUACAGCUGUAUUAUAACUAACUUCAGUCCCUGCAGCUUCAACAUGGAUUUUAUAACUGAUACGAUGUGCAAGUCCAAAGGUUCAGGUCCAUUAUCUGAAGCCAUUAGCAGAGCUAGUAGCUUCUCCGUCUCUUUAGCCAUUAGCUCUAAGUCCAGACUGAAACGAAGCAUCAGUUUCCUUAUGAAAAGAAUCAACUCUAGUCUUGGUAUUUUUAGGUUUUAGCAAAUCUUAUUUUCACUUAAAAUGUUUGUGACAAAAUGCUUGUUUCAAAACUACAAGAUGACACAACAUUACAACAAUUUGAUAAUUUUCUGAGUGAGUUUUGCUUUGCUGUUCGGACAGAAUCAUGGGAGAGAAGGAAAAACUUAUUUAUGGCUUCAGCAGUAAAAUCAGAUUUUACUGUAAACUUUCUGUCAGCACUGGGAAUAUAAACUGCUAAAACUCUGUCCAGUGACAGUUUCAUUAUUUAUCUGUGAGGUCAGGCUCACAGAAACGUUCAAAAACAUUAAAACUCAUCUAAUAAAAAAAUGCAACUCUCCACCGGUUUGCUUUCUGUCACAAACACUAGAUGGCGCUGAAGAACAACAACAGCUAAAUGAGCCUUAGAAAUGUUGAUUUUCUUUUCUGUAAGCAGAAACACAAAUGCUACAAUAUACAAAGUGAUGUUUAUUUUAUGCAAAGCAUUAAAAAAAAUUUACACUAAAUAAUAAUUUGUAGUGCAACAACUCUUACAUUAUUAAGAUCUGAAAUAUGAAAAAUUGUUCAACUUUUCAUUUAAAAAUGACAGUAAAAUGUCUUAAAUAAAUCUACCAGCUAACAUUUUAUUUGCUUUCAAAAGCUCACAGGUGCAGCUACUGCUGCCGCUGGACGUUUGACACCUACACACAGACUUCCUGUUUUUGAAAUGUCCCCCUCCCUUCCUGCGCUGUAAAAACACGAGUCUGCAUGACCCCCAUGCUGCAGGGUUCUUUUUUCAAGAUAGAAAAUGUGAAGUUUCACUCAUUGUGUGUGUAUAUAUAUAUAUAUAUAUAAAAACAAGAAUAUUUCUGACGUUGAAAAGUAUAACAUCUGCUUGAAAAUGCUCCAAAAUUUUUAGAUUACUCUCAUAAAUUUUGUUCUUUUUUUCAGACAAUUUCUGAGUUUGAAAAGUUGAACAUUUGAAAGAAAAAAAACUCCGAAAUUUUAAGAUUAAUCUCAUUAACGUUUGAGAAAAAACACGAAAAUUUCUGUUUCAAAGGUCAAAAAUUUUUGACUUUGGAAGUUUUUGCUUGAAACUAGAAAUUUUAAUGUUUUUUUUUUCUGGCAGAAUUUAUUCUUUUUUUGUUUUUGUCUAUGUGCAGAGACCCUAAUACACCAUUGUAUGAAAACUGACUUUUCUCUGCAGGUUUAAUAAUUUUUAACUCUCAUGAAGGAAUUAGAACCAUCAACAGAAUAAAUAAAGCAAAACACUGAAUUAUUCUGUUCUGUAAAUAUCCAAGAUGAGGUCAGCAGGUUACAUUUCACACCAACUUGAUGACACAUAAACAUCUCAGCAGAGGCACGGAUUUAUUUUUAUUCAGAGUAAUAUAACAAAUAUCUAUUUACAGUAGAUUAUGGAGAACAUUUGCUCCUUUCAGGCUGAUGGCUGCAUGUUUCCCCUGCAGCGCUGUGAGCUGAGCCACAGCGGAGACCAGAUGAGACUUUAGUGAUGAAAACCGCAGCUCAGUUUUUAUCGCCUGCAUGUUUAUUCAUCUGUCAUGAAACACAAACAUACACAGAAACUACAGCGCCUGCCGUCCAGGCGUUCACUCAAACAGUAGAAUGGAGUUUUAAUGCUGUUCAGAGGCACUAAACGUGUGCUGAGGUUUUUCCACAAAGAUCACAGGAUCAUCUGCGUACCUGCAGGGGCGAUGCCGUCAGACUCAUGGCCCUUGGCAGGAACCAGUAGUGGAGGAUCCUGAAGUGUGUCUCUAAUCUAGAAUAUACAGCUUCUAUGUGAGACAGGAGGGAUAUGUUUGGAAAAUUCUCACCAUCCCUUUUUAAAAAUUUACUGAAUCUCACAAUUAAGAAUUAGAAACUCAAAUAUCAUAUUUCUGCUUUCACUUCAAAUAAUUGUUGCUUAUUUCUCACAACGAUGCAAUUGAAAUUAAUAAUUAUGAUUUUGAAAGUCAAACUUAUGACUUCAAAUUAUUCUAAUGACUUAGUUUUAUGUAUAAAAAUGACUUCAAAAUGAUGUCUUUAAAAUCCAGUUUUGCAAGUCAGAUCUCAUAAUUUUGAUUUUAUUUUACAUAAUUUUAAUUUAUUUCUUAUACUUGAUUUUAAUUCCAUUAAAGAAUUUUAUAUUUUUUUAAAAAGUUCACUCAAAAUUAUAAAUUUUGUUUUUGAAGUUUUAAAAGUCAGAUCUCAUAAUUCUGAUUUUAUAUCACAUAAUGUUUGAUUACUUCUCAUAAUGAUGUUUUUAAGAGUCAUAGUUAUGACUUUGGAAAUUAAAAUGAUUACUUCAAAAUUCUAAAUAUAUUUUUUUCCAAAAUCCAGUUUUGCAAGUCAGAAUUAUUGAAGUAGAUUCUAAAAAUUAUCACUAUAUUUUGCACAACUAUUACUUUGUAUCUUAUGACAGAAAAUCAAAUUUCUAAACUUUAUAAUUAUAACUGUAUUUUAUGCCUUUCUUACUUUGAAAAUCCGACUUAUUGUUUUAAAUCAAAUCUCAUAAUUGAGUCACAAACUCAACUUUGUAUCUUAAACUGUUAUCUAAAUUAUGACUUUGAAACCUAUAAUUUUUGACUCUGGAAGUCAGAAUCAUAAUUUUGUAAAAAUUCAUAAUCUUGAUUUGUUAUCUAAUAACUAAGAUUUUAUAUAACUUUGAAACUCAUGAGCAACUUUUUCUUUUUCAAGUAGAAGACACUGGCAUGUUUCCUAUGGAACAUUAUUAUUGAGAAUCAAUAGUGACGAUGUUGGAAAAAGCUUUAAAAUAAAUUCUCAUUGUGACCCAGAAGCCAAUUUAUUUAGUUCACUCUUAAAAAAAAACUUUAAACAAACCCAUAUUGUGCUGCAGUGGUCGUAUUUUUAAAUGCCAUGUCUUUUUGUUUUUUCAUAUGUAUAUAUAAUUUUGGGGCCCUGCGACAGCCUGGCGACCUGUCCAGGUGACCCCGCCUCUCACCCGAAACAGAUGGGCACCAGCUCCCCUCCUUACCCCACAAGGGUGUACAGGAAAUGGAUGGAUGGAUAUAAUUUUGGGGUUCCAAUAAAUACUUAAGGUGCUUAUAGAUUUUUAUGUAAAUAAGUAUCUAAUUUUAAUAAUAAAAUAGCAUUUUUCAUUCUAAUUUUUGAUUCUCCUUUUGGUAAGAUACUGACUGCUGAUGAUGCUUAACAUAACCCCACUUAAGAAAACUAAAUAGUUGAUGCUUAUGAUGCUGA
This is a messenger RNA of Xiphophorus couchianus (Monterrey platyfish), 5620 nucleotides long. RefSeq names its product E3 ubiquitin-protein ligase RNF14-like. The coding region runs from base 551 to 1867 and encodes 438 amino acids. Gene Ontology annotation, molecular function: protein binding; zinc ion binding; ubiquitin-protein transferase activity. Gene Ontology annotation, biological process: protein ubiquitination. The record is from RefSeq and is a predicted model, not a curated record. NCBI's taxonomy places the organism in Eukaryota, Metazoa, Chordata, Actinopteri, Cyprinodontiformes, Poeciliidae. The transcript is spliced from 7 exons.